UGUUAUUCGAUAUUUUGCUUGACUCUUGUUGAACAAAUUUGAUCGUAAAUAUGCCAGAGCCGAAAACAGCUCCAGCGCCUAAGAAGGGAUCGAAGAAAGCUGUUGCAAAAACUCAGCCGAAGGGAGGAAAGAAGCGUAGAAAGACCAGGAAGGAGAGCUAUGCUAUCUACGUGUACAAAGUGCUGAAGCAGGUUCACCCUGAUACCGGGAUCUCUUCUAAGGCGAUGGGAAUCAUGAACUCGUUUGUCAACGAUAUUUUUGAACGCAUCGCCGGAGAGUCUUCUCGUCUGGCUCACUACAACAAGCGCUCCACCAUCACUUCCAGGGAGAUCCAGACAGCCGUGCGUCUUCUGCUCCCGGGAGAGCUGGCCAAGCACGCCGUGUCUGAGGGCACCAAGGCCGUCACCAAGUACACCAGCUCCAAGUAGACCGACCUCUGAUCUGUUCACCUAUUUAAAACCCAAAGGCUCUUAUAAGAGCCACCCA
Messenger RNA from Polyodon spathula (Mississippi paddlefish), 486 nucleotides. RefSeq names its product histone H2B 3-like. The transcript has a single exon. Lineage: Eukaryota; Metazoa; Chordata; Actinopteri; Acipenseriformes; Polyodontidae. Gene Ontology annotation, molecular function: protein heterodimerization activity; DNA binding; structural constituent of chromatin. Gene Ontology annotation, cellular component: nucleosome. The record is from RefSeq and is a predicted model, not a curated record. The coding region runs from base 51 to 428 and encodes 125 amino acids.